CUCAUCAAUGCCCACGCCCACCACCACUUGUCCUGUUUCACCUGUCCUCGCUUCUCGAUCUUCGAGCUAGGGUCCGCUAUCGAUCUCAUCGAGACGGUGACACUAGAUCUGAUUCGAAAGCUGCCAUUUUCUUCUCUCAAUAAUAAUAAUGUUUCUUGCGGCAUGCACAUUGUCACCCUCGCCUCUCGAGCUCCCACUCUCCUCUCCCGCACCUUGGUAACCUCCAUUCCCAGAGCUUCGAACCGUCGACCUCGAAGCUCGUCCUGUCUUUUCCACUUGGCCAGAGUCCGUCCAGUUGCCUUCCGUAUGGCAUCCACACUCCCUUCGUCGCCAAUUUUCGAAUCCAUCGCGCGACAUGAUCCCAAGAGCCCGGCCAUCAUACAUUCCGCUUCCGACCGUACCUUCUGUUACGGCAGCUUGCUCCACGAUGUUGCGGCGGCGAAAGACACCUUGACCGCCCUCACCAACGGCAAGUCACUUGCCGGUGAGAGGAUAGCUUUCCUCGCCGAGAACGGGUACGACUAUGUAGUGACGUUCCUGUCCAUUCUCUCCCACGACGCCAUCGCCCUUCCUCUCGCGCACACCCACCCGAACAGCGAACUCCGUUACAUCCUGUCCAACAGUGAAGCGGCGCUGUUCCUUUCUACCGGGAAAUUCCAAGAUAAAGCACAGGAGGUGGUCAGAGAAGGGCUGGACCACCAUGUUCGUCUGGAAAUCUUGUCCAAGAUUGAAACAGGUGCGACCUCCGCCGAGAACGUGCGCUUCAGCAGCACCGCCAGCACCGCCAACGGCGGCUUCAUGCUCUACACCUCCGGCACGACGAACCGGCCAAAGGGCGUCGUCCUGUCCAUACCCACCAUGACCGCGCAAGCCCGUUCGUUGAUCGAAGCCUGGGAAUAUACACCUCGAGACCGCCUGCUGCACGUGCUUCCGUUGCACCACAUCCACGGCACGAUCAACGCACUCUACACUCCCCUGAUGGCCGGCUCUGCGGUCGAAUUUGCCUAUCCGUUCAACGCCGACACGGUCUGGAGACGACUCGCACUGCCGUUUCUCCCCCACUCGCCCCCCACCAAGACCCCGAUCACCUUCCUGACGGUCGUCCCGACGAUAUACAACCGAUUGCUCGCCACCCACCCGACCCUUUCACCUGAAAUGCAGGAGGCCACUCGCACGGCCAUCACCCCGACGCACAUGAGACUGAACAUUUCGGGUUCCGCGGCGCUCCCGACCCCCACGAAACAGGCGUGGACGGAACUGAGCGGUGGCAACGUCCUCCUCGAACGCUACGGCAUGACGGAAGUAGGGAUGGCCCUCUCCUGUGGCUUGGCCUUCGAGGACCGCGUGGACGGGAGCGUGGGCUGGCCGCUGCCCGGCGUCGAGAUCCGGCUGGUGGAGUCGGAGACCGGCGAAGUGAUCCGACCCGGCGAGGAGGUCGGGUCCGACGGCAAGGUACGCGAAGGAGAGAUCCAACUCCGGGGGCCGACCAUCUUCAAGGAAUACUUCCGCAACCCAAACGCCACGGCCGAGGAAUUUGUCGACGACACGGACGGCAAGGGCAAAUGGUUCAAGACGGGCGACGUCGCGGCCAGGCAGGUCGUGCCCGGCGCGGGCCAGAACGACGGGCAGGGAUGGGCGUCGGGACCCAUGUACUUCAUCCGCGGCCGGAAGAGCGUCGACAUCAUCAAGACGGGCGGCGAGAAGGUGUCGGCGCUCGAGAUCGAACGGGAGCUGCUUUCCCUGCCACAGGUCGCCGAGGCCGCCGUCGUCGGUCUCCCCUCGGAGCAGUGGGGCCAAAAGGUCGCCGCCGUCGUCGUCCUGACCCCCGCCGGCAUGACGGCCGGCAAGGGCGGCAAGGCCUGGAGCGUCAUGGACAUGAGGCGGGCGCUGAAGGACAAGUUGGCCAACUACAAGAUCCCCCAGGAGCUCAAGGUGGUCGAGUCGAUCCCUCGGAACGCCAUGGGCAAGAUCAACAAGAAGACCUUGGUCAAGGAUGUGUUUGGGUAGGUUCUCUUUCUUCAACAAAAAGCAUAGGCCACCAGAACGAGUCACGAAAAAAAGGGAUUGCGUCGGAAAAGCUUGCAUCUUGAAUGGCUUUUAAUGUAUAGCUACCUAAAAGUGUGUGUAUAUAUAUAUCUUCCAUAUGGUCCAGGCAUGCUACGGGAUAUGCAAAGGCGCUAGAUGAAAAAACAGGGAACAAAAAAGUAAUCCUCGCUCAUGAUCACGUUUAUUUGCAGGUAUUAUACAGAGUAAUAUACCUGACUGGAGGGAGCUCCUUCCGACAAAAC
Molecule: messenger RNA, 2288 nt
Organism: Exophiala oligosperma
Lineage: Eukaryota; Fungi; Ascomycota; Eurotiomycetes; Chaetothyriales; Herpotrichiellaceae
Exons: 2
Coding region: 163-2007 (614 amino acids)
Biological process (GO): fatty acid metabolic process
Molecular function (GO): medium-chain fatty acid-CoA ligase activity
Source: RefSeq, a predicted model, not a curated record